AUGGACUCACCGCGCUCCCAAACGUCUGGAUUGCCUUAUUUGCCGAAGCGCGGCGAUUCACUUGAAAGCAAGCUUCACCAAAUUCCAAGGAAAGAAGUCGGGGCAUCUCCUGCAUCAUCGCAAUACGGGGACUCCCCCAUGCUCCGUAGUGACACUUUCGAACAGCCCAUUCAACCUACUGCCUUGAAAACAUCACCACUAGAAUCACACCCAUACGAUGGCGCCGGCGCAUCGACUUUGCUACGAUAUAACAGCGGAGGUGACUUCUCUAUGGACGAAGAAUUAUCGCGCAUCAUUGGUGGUGAUGACAUUGUUGGGCAAAAUAACGAGUCAUUCCUGCGACGCGUCUCAAACUCCGUUCGCCACGGUCGAAGCUUCAGCGAGAAGAGUGUGCGGAUGAGCAAAGAUCUCAAGAACCCUCGAUCGCCUAGCAAUCCAAGCAUAGCCGGGACGGAUGUUGGCAGUCCCAUCGCAGGGUCACAGAGUGAAGAGAUCUCCUGGCUUCGUAACGAACUGCGGAAGGAACGUCUUCGUGUUUCAGAACUAGAAUCAGCCGCUCGUACCGCAGCAGCCGUCAAGCAAGUUAACACCGAGCUUUCUGAGAAGCGAUCUACCAUGGUCGUCCUUGAUGCGCAGCGUGAGAUCGUUCUGCGUGAGCUCACCGUUCUCACUGACCAUAUGGAGGCUGAAAAGCGUGGUGGCCCCAGUGGGCCAUUGGAUCUUGGCAAACUCUCGAACCAUGUACUGCGCGAGCUGGCGGAGUCCAUUCAAAAACUGAAAGACUCGUUUGCCCCGCAAAUCGAAGAGCUUAUGCAGAAGCGCAAUGAACUCACGGAUGAACUGGAAGCUAUGAGAACUCAAAAGGAAAAGAGCUUCCAGGAAUUCGAGCAAUUGUCUAUGAAGAACGCUCAGCUAGCUGAGUUGAACAACCAGUUGGUUCACCAGAUCCAAGAACUCUACAAAGCCAUGGAAGGUCAACCGCGACCUAACGGUCUUGGCAUUUCGCACAGCAAACAGAGAUCGACACACUCUAUUGAAGUGAUGAAACCUUCCUUCAACGACUAUCAUGGGUCUAUGUCUACUGCUCACAUUUCGGAGGACUCUGAGCCUGCUACAGCUACCGUUGUCCCAGGCCCUCAGGUUGUCAGCAUUCGCAAGGGUCAGCCUCGCAAGUUUAACUGGAAGAAGGGUGGACAGAAUGUUGCCAAGGGUGUCAAGGGUCUCAAGGGAGCGUUUAUGUCUAGCGAAGGCGGACAGGCACAAGAGGGUGGAAAUGGUAUACCGCGUUCCCAGACUCAAGACCCGAGUCGCCAAGGGUUUGGGUUCUUUGGAAAUCAGAAGGGCAAGCAGGGGGGAAAGAUGUCACAGGCUGACAGCGUGCCCGUGUUGGCUGAAGCUACCGCCGAUGCUCUUUUCGGCACCGAACUUGAGGCUCGCAUGGAACACGAAAAGAGCAUCAUUCCAGCCAUAGUCACGCGAUGUAUCCAGGAAGUUGAAUUGCGAGGAAUGAACAUGGAAGGCAUCUAUCGCAAGUCUGGUGCCGCUUCAGUCAUUCAGACCAUUCGCGAAGGCUUUGAAUGCUCUCCAUUUGAUUACGACAUUUCCGACCCUGACCUCGAUAUCCAUGCUGUCACAUCCACUUUGAAGCAGUAUUUCAGAAAGCUUCCUAACCCACUGAUCACUUACGAAGUUUACGAACUUGUGAUAGAUUCUGCCGAGGUCAGCCCUAUGUCCGCGCGAAUUGAACUCAUGCAAAAGAGUCUCCUCGAGCUGCCUCGUGUGCACCGCGACGUCCUGGAGUUUCUCGUCUUCCAUCUCAGACGCGUAGUCGAGCGCCACGAAGAGAAUUUGAUGACGAGUCAGAACGUUGCAGUGGUCUUUGCGCCGACUAUCAUGCGACCUGAGAGUCUUUCCCGUGAGAUGAGUGAUGUCCAAAAGAAAAAUGACGUCCUCAAGUUCCUGGUGGAGAACUGCCAUGAUGUCUUCAUGGGCAUGCAGGGCUAG
Molecule: messenger RNA, 2004 nt
Organism: Penicillium digitatum Pd1
Lineage: Eukaryota; Fungi; Ascomycota; Eurotiomycetes; Eurotiales; Aspergillaceae
Biological process (GO): regulation of GTPase activity; signal transduction
Cellular component (GO): cytoplasm
Source: RefSeq, a predicted model, not a curated record